AUGGCAGUUAUGAGCGCUUGUGGCGGAGACAGCUGCAAAGCUCACCGUGCUUCAAAUGUUGACCUUAGCGAAAUAUUUGAGAGAAUAAGUAUUGGCAUAGGAAUUAUAAAACAGACUCAGGCUAUAGGUGUUACUGAUUGCACUAAUGCUUCAUUAAUGAUACAUGAGCAAAGUGCACCAGUAUUGACAAUGAGAAGAAAUAGGUUUGCCGUUUUGCUUAAUCUUGAUUUUAGUAAUUCAAUGGAUGGAGCGAAUUGAAACUCUUUAAAAUCAAGCGUGGCUAUGUUUCUAAGGAGUCUGCAGGAAGGGGAUAUAGUUUCUUGCUUGCUGUUUAAUCACAAAGUGAUGCUGCUGUCUGAAAUGAAUAUUCCUGCCUGCUUACCUCCUGCUUCAUCUUCUGCUCGAAACUUUUCUUCUCCAUCUUAUAAUCCUAUUCAAUCUUCUAUCAGUCCUCCAAAGCAAGCAAGUGGGAAGGCUAUUAAUUCAGGAACAGAUUCGUCUGCAGUAAAUUGCAAGUGCAAUCUAGUUUAA
Blepharisma stoltei is the source of this 531-nucleotide messenger RNA. The record is from the annotation of a GenBank genome assembly. NCBI's taxonomy places the organism in Eukaryota, Ciliophora, Heterotrichea, Heterotrichida, Blepharismidae.